Rubroshorea leprosula is the source of this 1064-nucleotide messenger RNA. The record is from the annotation of a GenBank genome assembly. Lineage: Eukaryota; Viridiplantae; Streptophyta; Magnoliopsida; Malvales; Dipterocarpaceae.
AUAAGAGCUACGAGACGGAAAGAUGUCUUUUGAGUAGACUCUAAGUAUUGGAGAAGGUGAAGAAGUGUAAACAAUAGGUUAAAGUGAGAGUAAUGUUGAGGUGGAGACCUCUAGAAGUGGGGGAAGUGAAGGAAGAGAAGAAGAAGUGGCAUAACGCAGCUUGUCUUCAAUGCAGUUUGGCUUGUGAUAGGCUUUUUAGUGUAUUGUCGAACUUGAGGUGUCGUCAUCCCAAAGGUCCAUCCUCCAUCAAAUGGUGGAAAGAUAAAUUCUUCUUUGCAGAUGAUAUAGAGUGGGGAAGGACCAACAUAGAGGUGGAGGCUUUGUGUAAGUGGAAGAUGAAGAAGGCAAACCCAAAAAAGGAUAAACUGAGUGAGGAUAAGGAGGAAGAAGUGAAGAAGUUGAUUAGGGUGGGUAAGGAGGUGGUGGAUAUUAACCAUUUACUGAGUCUUGAAAUGAUUAAUGCUGCUGAGAUAUAUGGGAAGAGCUUGUUAAAUGGAGAGGAGAUGAAUCACCUUCUUUCUGGUGUUGGGAACAUCACUCUACUAAAGAAGUCUAGAGCUCUUGUGGUAGUUGAGGUCACCAGCCUUAGCAUGGAGCCCACAUGGAGGGGGAUUGAGGAAGGGGUUGUUGCCUAGAAGAGAAAAAGGGUGGAAGAGUUGUAACAGCCACAACAGGAGGAUAUGCCCAUCCAGUUCGUGCUUCAUCGUACUCUAGUUGAAAUCAUCCGUCUCUACAAGAGGUGGGAGAUGUGACCCCUGUGAGGGGGAAGAGUAUUGUCCUGCUUCUAGUUUAGUGGUCUAGCUUUUUCGAUUCCACCAGUAGGACCACUACUAAAUGUUUCAUCAACACCACCUUUCCUAAGGGGGAUUUGAAACGAGCAAGAGAUAAGAUGGACGCCAAUGGUGGGGUGGGGGUAGUUUGUCAUGCCCUUGAGGUCUGAGUCCUGAAGCUUCAAAGGUCUUUUUUUUCUUUUUUUUAACUUCAGCAUUUCAUGUGUCUAUGAACCUUGUAAAUGCCCUGGUGAGUGAGUAUUUAGACUGUCUCAAGAAACAUAGUAAAUUAGU